Molecule: messenger RNA, 3226 nt
Organism: Mercenaria mercenaria
Lineage: Eukaryota; Metazoa; Mollusca; Bivalvia; Venerida; Veneridae
Exons: 2
Coding region: 70-1521 (483 amino acids)
Source: RefSeq, a predicted model, not a curated record
CUACUGCAUUGUUCAUUCAGCGAUAACACUACAUUAGGUAUCGACAUAGAUAGCGUAAGCUCAACAAUAAUGGCUGCCUUAAAUUGUGUUUGGGAUAUUUUUGAAAAAUAUGGAUACUCUCGUUUAUCGGCAGACAAACGGGUAGAGAUCUAUAACAAUUGUAAUGAAAUCGGAAGCUUGUUCUAUAGACAAAAAUCAAACGAGGAUAUCGAUCUUGUAAUUGCUGGGAGCCGUGGGGAAGGAAUCGGAUUACAUUUCGACUGCGAUAUUGACAGACUCUUCAUUCAGCGUUCAGCUAUGGGUUUUCACUCAUACCCAGUAACCUCGGACCGUAAGCGUUUUGAUGCGGAAUUUGAACUUGACUUUGACCAUGCACCAAGCGGAUAUUGUCGAUUAAGAUUAAUGUCAAUACAAGAAAAAAUAGAUCCCGAUUCAAGAAACGCAAGUUUUCUACAAAAUAUAGAAAAUUCCCUCAAUGAGCAAAAUGGACAUAAGUAUCUACGGAAUGAUCGAAUGCUGACAUCUGCAAUGAGUCAUUUAAAACAGGAAGGGUGGCUGGAAAGGAGCUUUGUAUAUGAUGUUGCUAAAGGGCCUGCGCAACCGUAUGAAUGCAAACUACCUUACACAAAGUUUUCAUUAAACUUUGACGAUGUAUUGGCUUUACAAUGCUCUUAUCCCUCGAUAGUGAAUGAGUGGUGUGACCGUCGAAGACAUCACGGGUGGCCAAGUUCAGAUGUGAUCGAAGAGGUGAGACGUUUAGAUGUUCUUGCUGUACCGGUCGGAGAGACAGAAGAUGACGUAAUGCAAUGGAGAAUCAGCUUAGUGCUUGGAGAACUCGCACUAGUACGUUCUUUUAAUGACACACAAUUAAAAGUAUAUGGUGCAUUAAAAAUGCUUGCAAAGGCCGUUUUGAAGAAAUCAAGUGAAAACCUGUCAUCGUAUGUGAUGAAAAAUGUUAUAUUUUGGAUAUCAGAGAGUACAGACAUUCACAAUUUUGAGAGAAAUCAAUUCUUACAUCGGGUCAUAGACGGGCUGAAAUAUUUGUGUAAGUGUGUGUAUGACAGAAACCUUCCAAAUUACAUGAUUCCAGGAAGAAACUUGUUGAUACACAAGAUAUCAGAAAAUGAAAGAGUCAAAGUAUUACAGGACUUGGAUAAUUUCCUCUCAGACGGUGAAAGCGUACUAUUACAAUGUUCAGAGAUCAAACAUCUUCUUGGUCAAGACGCUCAGAUAAGAUCAAGGAUGAUUGACAAGAACGAAAACGCGGAGCAGGCGAUUAUUUCUUUGUUUUCACUCCCACCAUUAAAGGGUUUAGAAAUGAUGCUACAGUUAUUCAUAAUAAAGACAGGCGAAGAUUUAAUCAAUUUCUAUAGGAAAAACAUUUUUCCAAUCAUAAGAGAGACAAAUCCGUUUGAAUUUUUCGACGACUUCAGCAGCAAGACUGACGAAGAAAUUUUAGAGUUCGUAGAAAGACCAGAGUCAACGCUCACCAGUAGCACAGAGGAGAAUGUCUCGAAAUAAGCGACUGAGAUAGAGGUUUGUGAAGGCAUUGAUGCUUUGAAUAAAAAAUAGUCGCCGAAAGAAAAGAAAAUGUUUGGUGCCAGCUGAUGUACAUAGCAAAGCUAAGAAACAGGAAACUAUCGUUGAAAAUACAGUUGGAAAGAAUCAAGUACAGUAUGAAGUUAAGAUAUAGAUGCCAGCGCUAAAAGCAUUGCAUCAAAUAAAACACACAUAUAUCUGGAUAAAACAUUUAAACUGAGAAGUGAUGUAAUCUUUGAAAGAUUAUUGGACUCUUUUUAACAAAUUAUAUAUGUUUUACUUGUUUGAUCGAAUUUGUUGAUCAAAUGUAAUAAUAUGUACAAGUCAUCGCAAUCCUCCCGCACCCCGCCCCCUCCCAGCAACGGUUUAAGCGGAAUUCUAUUACAUAUGAGAACUGAAUAGACCCUAUGAUUUCUAAGGGCUAGGAAUAAUAAUACUGGGCAAGAGGCUACUUUUUACUACCACCACACACCUCUGGGGAUGUUACAUACUCUUAAUUAUGAUAAACCCUUUCUGUAAACAGUCGUUAGGUACCUUUCUGUGAUUUGGAAAAAAAGUUUUAACUAUGUAAGAACUAAGUAAGUGACCAGUCCAUCAAACCCAUCAAACUACUAAGAUUCAAGUAUGAUCAAAAGUAUAAAUCAAUGUAAAAUGCAAAUAUUUAUAUAGACGAUCACAUACAUAUUUAUUUAAACCAAACAUUUUUCUUACCUAGCAAAUACAGCAUUCAUGACGUAUGAAAGUUUUGUAAUGUUUAAUAUGGCCACUUAAGGUAGUUCUGCACGUUUAGAUCGAAAAUGUUUCUACAAUGUAGAAUUUGAUAAAACUUAAAUAAAACCUCAGAAUCUACUUAGAAAAUUCAGCAAAUUAAAAAUGAUAGGGUCAUGUGCUUGAUUUUUUAGAAGACUGAUUUGAAAAUAAAGUGGACCUCACGCAAGUUUACAUAAUGAGAAUUUGUGGGAAAAUCACAGCUUUCAUUACUUAUUCGUGAAUAUAAUUUUCUACAAUGCAGAUUUUAAUGAAACUUCUCACAUUUUGGUGAAAGAAAAUGUAAAGGUCCUUGUGCUUAUUUUUGAGAUAUUUGACCAUGAUUAAAGCGACCAGCACAUUUCAAGCUUAUUUUAAGACAUAUUUUAAAUUAUCUUACAUGUCAAAUGUUUUAACGUCAUAUUUUAACUUCAAAAAGAUAGUAAGAGUGCCAUUGUAAUAAAUUUAAUCACAGGUUGCCAUUAAUUCAUAAACUGAUUUUCAUUUCCGUACGCCGAAUCUAGUCUUUAUUCUACGUAUUCGACGUUACGCUAUCACUUCCGGUUUAUCAAACGUGCAGAACUAACUUAACCUAUCACAUUAUUCCCGAUAUUAGGCAUAAUUCCUGAUAUUGUGCAGAUUAUUUUUCAUAUGCGAUUUUAUAACUCAUUUAGCUUAAACAUCAGGCGAUCUAUCUAGAACCAUCAUGGCAUUCUUGUUUUAAGCUUAAGUUAUCACGAGUACUCGACUUAUUAUUUCUAGCGCACGACAUAAUGUUUUAAGCACGGGACUUAUUAUUUUGAUCGCUCCAAAUCUUAUCUUAUAUGAUGCUUACAGUAAAACUAAAUGAUUCUUACAAUAUAUUGACCAAACAACCAAUUUAAACUGAUUGUGAUGUUUUAUAUAAAACAUCUUAUUUAUUAAAAACCUACCAAUUGUA